AAUUAAAAUUUUAAUUUCAGUAACUUUAUUCUUUCUAAGUUUGAAAUAUACUUAAAGACCGUGCCCAUUGUUAUAUGAAAUGUACAGAAGUGUUAUUGUAGGUUUAUUUUUCCUACAAUGCGUUCUCUCCGCGGACAUCGGGCAAAAGGUACUCCAGUAUUUCAAAGGCGAUGUAUUUCGGUCGUAUCAAAAACACUGGCAGGCUCACAAAAGGUCUUUCGAAGAUGCCCUUGAGACCGCUUUAAAAGAGAAUUACGGCUUGAGAGGUAUGAACGUCUUCGUGAGACGAUCAGCUGACAGUUUGAGGUUAUCUAACGGAUUCUACUUUUCGGACAAUGUCGUCGACGUGCUACUGAUGGAAGUGACUCUAACAAGUUUGCCUCAACUUAUAAGACCGGAUGUCACAUUCGCCUUAGCGUCAAACGUCCUACGCUUAGAGUCAAGCCUGACAAGGAUGAUAAUUGAAUGCAAAUAUUUAGCGUUCAGGAAUCAAUCUGACAUAGUAUUCGAUUCUGGUACAAAGACAAAUAAGCAUUCUCCUUUCAGUUUACAACAAAUACAGUUUAGAGGAAGUCUGGCAAUCAUAGCCGAUCAAUGUUCACUAGGGGGCUAUGGUUUGAUUAAAUUGAGUGGACAGACUGUGAAUUUGGGACACGACACAUUAUCUAUUAGGAACUGUAAAUUUAGUGUCGAGAUCUCUUCGAUACGCCUUGGCACUCCUCCAGUCAUAGCUCCAUACUUUACUCCGGAACAAGCCGAUGAACUACAAAAACUAUUGACGAAGCCCGUACGAGAAGAAAUGCUUCCGAAACUUCAGUCUACCGUUUUUACAGUACUCAACACUUCAGUUAUAUUCGAUAGUUAUUUGCCAAAAUUCAGAAAAUAUCAGGACAAUCUGUUCAAAACUGCUGACAAAUACGUGUCAGAUGUUGUCAGAAAUAUAAAUUCUGAAACAGUCGACGCUGGCCAGGUCGCAAUCAGGAUGCCGACAGUCCGUAAAUAUUGUAAAAUUAUUUGUGAAGAAGGUUCAUGCGCCCAUCACGUGACCAUAGACAAUGUGACAGUUUAUGGUCUGGAUUCAUUGUAUUCCUCACAUACUGGGGGACCUUUCAAGUUACAGACCGCAAAAAUAGCUGAAUCUUUACGCUUUAAUUCCUUAACGAUAAGAGGCACUCUACGCCAUGAAAAUAACACAGUAGAAGCUGAAUACGAUUUUGUAGCAGAGAUACAAGACUUGCCUGUUAAUUUCGAAAUUAAUGCCGAUAAAACGGACCCUACUUUUGAUGUUUUGAAAUGGAGGUAUUUAAGUGUCUCGAUAAUUCCAUCGGAAUACUAUCUAAGAGAUCCCAGAGCUGCUUCUUCUUAUGUACAAGCAUAUCUUUUCAAUAAAUUGACAAUACUCUUGAAGGAUCAUUUGGACGAGAUGUAUAAAAAUAGUCAACAUAAUAAAGUGACGCAAACCACUGAUGAAGUUAAAUGUAUCACAGAAAAAAAAGAAUUAAGUUCUCAGAAAUAACAAUGUUAGGAAAUAAAAGUGUAUUGCCUUUUUUA
Danaus plexippus (monarch butterfly) is the source of this 1551-nucleotide messenger RNA. RefSeq lists its product as uncharacterized. The record is from RefSeq and is a predicted model, not a curated record. The transcript has 11 exons. NCBI's taxonomy places the organism in Eukaryota, Metazoa, Arthropoda, Insecta, Lepidoptera, Nymphalidae. The coding region runs from base 80 to 1516 and encodes 478 amino acids.